CCACUCUGUCAAUUUAGUCUUCAGAACUGAAGGAAGGUUCCGAAUAGCCAUAGACACAGUUCUUGUUAAGGAGACCUCCCAGAAGACAACAUGAAGCUGCUAUUUAUAUCGGCGCUGUUGAUCGCAUGGAUUCCUCCAAUGAGAAGUACACCUUGUAAAACGGUCGUCCGCAUAAAGCAAGAAGCCAUGGAGUAUGCUUGUCAGACCCAAAGAAUAUCUCUCCAGAAUGCAUUUGGACUCAUAUCAAUUCCUUCAGUGAUACAAAGGAAAGAGUCAGGAGGACUAUUUGGAAAUGGAGGUCUACUUGGAAUGGGAACGUCAGUUGUGGGCGGUGUCCUUAACAUUGCUGGGAUAAAGAUACACAGUGUGCAGCUUCCCGAAAUCGAUGUGAAGUUCAUGCCAAAUAUCGGAGUACAAGUUUCUAUAGACACCAGUCUACACAUCAGUGCAAGACUAGUCCUUGUUGGAGAAAUUGCAGUCAAAUUAGGAGCGGGUAUUACUGCAGAGCUCCUUGUCCUUAGGACAGGCAAAGGAUUACCAAUUAUUGAGGUUUCUGCUUGCAAGUCUUUAUUAGGAGGCAUACAAAUCACGGCAGGAGGAAAAGGGUUGGUUCCAGGAAUAUUUGAUGCAUUAAGAGGACACAUUCAAGCCAUUCUAACUGACAAGCUCUGUGUAUCUGUUUCAAAUGUAUUUUUGGGAUUGAAUGCCGACCUCGGAUUGCUUGUGGGUGCAAAGCGUAUUGGCAACGACCUUGGCAUGCAGUACAUCAUGCCCACUCCACCAGUAGUGAAUAAGGACUACAUGGACAUGGAUAUGAAUGUGGAAUAUACCGUAGAUGAGAAAGUUGUGGACCUCCCAACUGGAAGCAAAGACUUCACACUCCCACCUGGAGCUGGCAACGAGAACUCAAUGGUCAACAUGGGCUUUUCGAAAGAUUUCUUCAUCUCUCUAUUUGCAGCAUUUCAGACAUCAGAAGGAUUUGAUUUUGAAAUCCUACCAUCCUCUCCUACUGUGGGUCGUUAUCUGAAAACAUCUGUGCUGGGAUCCAGUAUCCCCGAGAUCACCCAGAAAUACCCCCGCUCUCUACCGGUGAAUAUCAAGAUUAUGCUCACCCAGACACCUAUAGUCACAUUGAGGUCCAACCAGCUUAUAGUCCAGAUUUCUCCUCAUGUAGAGUUUUCUGUUGUCAUGCCUAACUCACGUAUUCAGAAUCUGAUGGCAAUCAAUGUGGGAGCAAAUUUACUUGCCAAGUUGGAAGUUAAAGGAGGAAAGCUGAAGACAUCAGUGUCACUGCAAGGAGAUCUUAGCCUUGCAAUGGUAUCAUCUUCUUUUGGAAAAGACAGAUGUAAUUUAUCAGUGCUGGCUGAAUUCAUGAGAACGGUAUUUGAGAAAGCCUACCUUCUCCAGAUUAAUGCGGACCUGAGUGUUGGAGUAACUCUGCCGUCAUUACCCAAUGUACAACUUACUAAUGAAGUCAUGGAGGUCAAGGAAGAUUACGCGGUUAUGUCCUGUGAUCUUCAAUAUGUCAAGUAAACGACAUAAAUAUACAACUCUGAAGACAUUUUACAUUCAUGUCAAGGAAAGAAUACAUUUAAGUGGCUGUCCCAC
Molecule: messenger RNA, 1608 nt
Organism: Bufo gargarizans (Asiatic toad)
Lineage: Eukaryota; Metazoa; Chordata; Amphibia; Anura; Bufonidae
Gene: BPIFB2
Product: BPI fold containing family B member 2
Exons: 16
Coding region: 91-1533 (480 amino acids)
Molecular function (GO): lipid binding
Source: RefSeq, a predicted model, not a curated record